AUGGUGCUGGAAGAUGAGACCCCCAGGUCGGAAGGCACCGAAAAGAUGACUGGGGAAGAGUCAAGGCCGAGUACAAUUAGUACUGUAAAUAAUGACGCUAUUGAAUCAAAGCCGAAAGGAAGUUCAAUCGCUGAGCACUACAGAUACAAGCGGAAAGACCAAAGCUUUUUAAAAACACAUAAAAUUGGUACAUGGAAUGUAAGAAGUAUGAACCAAGGCAAGCUCGAAAUAGUCAAAUCAGAAAUGGAUCGAAUCAAAAUAGACAUUCUUGGAAUAAGUGAACUCAAAUGGACAGGAACUGGUCAUUUCACAUCAGGCAACUACGAAGUUUAUUAUUCUGGCAACCAAAACACCAGAAAAAAUGGAGUGGCCAUGGUAUUAAACAAGAAACUCGUUAGUUCAGUAAUCGGAUAUUAUCCAAAAAACGAUAGAAUGAUUACUAUUCGACUUCAUGGAAAACCAACGAACUUAACAAUAAUACAGAUCUACGCACCAACUACAGAAGCGGAAGAAUCAACAAUUGAAGAUUUCUACAUGGAAUUACAACAAACGCUCGACGACGUUCCAAAGAAAGAUGCCAUUCUGAUAAUUGGUGAUUGGAAUGCAAAGGUUGGCGAAACGGCAGUACCUGGUAUAGCUGGAAAAUUUGGUUUGGGAAAACGCAAUGAAGCAGGCGAGAAAUUGAUUGAUUUCUGCCAAGAAAAUCAUAUGAUCAUCACCAAUACAUGUUUUAAACAACCGAAACGACGAAUAUACACAUGGACAACACCAAGUGGACAGCAUCGAAACCAAAUUGAUUAUAUCCUCUGCAAUAGACGAUGGAAAAGCUCAAUAACAUCAAUCAAAACACGACCAGGAGCUGACUGCGGCACUGACCACGAACUAUUAUUAGCGUGUCUUCGAAUUAAGCUUAAACAACAUCACAAAUCAACACAAACAGCAAAACCCGAUUUACAAAACAUCCCGUACAAAUACAAGAUAGAAGUAAAAAACAGAUUCGACGCGCUCAAUCUGAUGGACAAAGAACCUGAAGAAUUAUGGCAAGAAAUACGCGACAUAAUCAACGACGAAACGAAAAUAAAUAUACCGACAAUCACAAAGAAGAAGAAAAACAACUGGAUAUCGUCAAGCACUUUGGAAAUCGCGAAGAAAAGACGAGAAGCCAAAGCAAAUGGAAACAGACAAGUCAUUACAAAACUUAACGCCGACUUUCAACGGGCAGCAAGAAAAGACAAAGAAAAACAAAUUAUGCAAGAGUGUGAAAAAGUAGAAGAAUACAACAAGAAAGGUAUGACAAGAGAUUUAUUCAAGAAGAUAAAAUACUUCCGUGGACAAUUUAUACCUAGAAACGGCACCUUAACGGAUCAAAAUGGUAAAAAUUUAAUAAAUGGUGAUGAAAUCAAAAACAAAUGGAAACAAUACACCGAGGAAUUAUACAAGAAGGAAAUCAAUGGUACAGGAAAUUUGGAACUUGAUAAUUAUGAACUAGAACCAGAUAUUUUGGAAAGCGAAGUUAAAUUCGCCAUUGAAACAUUAGCAAAUGGGAAAGCCCCUGGACAUGACGGUAUUCCGAUUGAAUGCUUCAAGACAAUUAAAGAAGAUGCAGUGAAAAUAUUAACAAAAUUAUGCCAACAAAUAUGGAAAACACAAAAAUGGCCUCAAGACUGGAAAACAUCGCUACUCAUUCCCAUACCAAAGAAUGGAAAUGCCAAAGAUUGCUCAAAUUACCGAACAAUCGCUCUUAUCUCACAUGCCAGCAAGAUCAUGCUGAAGAUUAUACAACGGCGAUUGGAACCUUUUCUCGAACGGGAAAUGCCAGUCACACAAGCAGGAUUUAGAAAAGGAAGGGGAACACGCGACCAAAUAGCAAAUCUACGGUGGUUGAUGGAAAAAGCUCGUGAAUACCAAAAAGAGUUUUACUUAUGUUUCAUCGACUAUAGUAAAGCUUUCGACUGUGUAGAUCAUGAGAAACUCUGGUCUGUACUACUGGAAAUGGGUGUGCCAAAGCAUUUGAUUAUCCUUAUGAAGAACUUAUACACCAAUCAACAAGCAACGGUGAAAACGGAUUAUGGAAAUACAAACUGGUUCAACAUCGGAAAAGGUGUGCGGCAAGGCUGCAUACUAUCUCCAUACUUAUUCAAUUUAUAUGCAGAGCAUAUAAUGAGAAAAGCUGGGAUAGAGGAAGCAGCAGGUGGUAUAAAAAUUGGUGGACGAAAUAUCAACAAUUUACGUUACGCAGAUGACACUACAAUAAUGGCCGAAACAGCUGAUGACCUCCAAUACCUCCUACGGAAGGUAAAAGAGGAAAGUGCAGCUGCAGGACUAAAACUGAAUAUGAAAAAGACAUUCGUGAUGACAAAUGCACCCAUUCAAGAAUUUUACAUCGACAAUGAUCAAGUGGAAAUAGUCAAAGAGUUCAUUUUCUUGGGCUCUAGUAUAAACAUCGAUGGUAACUGCAGUAACGAAAUAAAAAGAAGACUUCUUAUGGGUAGAAAGGCAAUGGUUAGCCUGGACAAACUCAUCAAAAGCAAGGACGUCAGCUUGGCCACCAAAAUUAGAAUAACCAAAACGAUGGUUUUUCCGAUAACAACGUAUGGAUGUGAAAGUUGGACAAUAAAACAAGCAGAUCGAAGAAAAAUCGACGCCUUCGAACUUUGGUGCUGGAGAAGAUUACUUCGUGUUCCAUGGACGGAGAAAAGAACCAACAAAUCUGUUUUGCAAGAAAUAAAACCUGAAUGCUCACUGGAAGCUUCAAUGGUGAAGUUAAAAUUAUCAUACUUUGGACAUAUAAUGCGACGACAAGCUUCGUUAGAAAAAGAAAUAAUGCUUGGCAUGGUCGGUGGUAAACGGCGCAGAGGAAGACAAAAGAAAAGAUGGAUUGACACAAUAAAGGAAGACACACAUUUAACAUUAACCCAACUCAACACAAUGGCACAUAACAGAAACAUGUGGAGAGGUCUGAUUCAUCGGAUCGCCAAGAGUCGGACUCGACUGAAUGGAUAA
This is a messenger RNA of Rotaria socialis, 3003 nucleotides long. The record is from the annotation of a GenBank genome assembly. NCBI's taxonomy places the organism in Eukaryota, Metazoa, Rotifera, Eurotatoria, Philodinida, Philodinidae.